GCUCUGUACGAAGCAAGAAUGUCUCGCCAUCUUCUCGUUUCAUUUGCCAUAUUGGCAAUAUUCUGUGCCAUGACAUUAAGUUCAAAACACGAUGGACAUGAUGAAAAGAUAUCUCAUGUAGAGGUAGUAAGUAUUGAUACAAAACAUCACGGAAUGGAUCACGGAAUGGAUCACGGAAUAGGUCACGGAAUAGGUCAUGGAAUGGAUCACGGAGUAGGUCAUGGAAUGGACCACGGACUCGGCCAUCAGCUAGACGGCCACGUAGAUCACCUAUCACUCGGUCAUGACCAACACAUACCACUCGGUCAUGACAUACCACUCGGUCAUGGCAUACCAAUCGGUCACGACCAAGAUGGACUACACGGUCACAACCAACAUGAACUACUCGGUCACGACCAACACGGACUACUCGGUCACGACCAACAUGAAAUACAAGUUGUUAAAAUACCUGAAGUACACGAACAUGAGCAACCAAUUCUCUUACAUGGCCAUGACAGUCAUCAUGAUCAUGGACACCAUCAUUGUCCGAAAAAUGAAAUGUGGUCAAAAUGUGGAGGUCAUUGUGAACCAUCUUGCAAAAAUCGCAAUCCCCAUUGUUCAAAGGUGUGCACUGCUGGGUGCGUUUGCAGAAAAGGCUUAGUGAGAGAUGCGCAUCAUCACUGCGUUAAGAAAUGCCACUAAUAAUUAUUUGUAUCCAUCAGUUCCUUGGGAGAGUUUUUUGAUUUAUCUUUGGCCAAAGAUGUAAUUUGAUAUUAACCAGAAUUCUGAGUUUAAAAAUAAACUUCAAUAUAUCAGAAA
This is a messenger RNA of Osmia bicornis bicornis, 798 nucleotides long. Its product is annotated as histidine-rich glycoprotein-like. The transcript is spliced from 3 exons. The record is from RefSeq and is a predicted model, not a curated record. NCBI's taxonomy places the organism in Eukaryota, Metazoa, Arthropoda, Insecta, Hymenoptera, Megachilidae. Bases 19 to 681 code for a protein of 220 amino acids.